Molecule: messenger RNA, 1912 nt
Organism: Micropterus salmoides (largemouth bass)
Lineage: Eukaryota; Metazoa; Chordata; Actinopteri; Centrarchiformes; Centrarchidae
Product: rho GTPase-activating protein 28-like
Exons: 14
Coding region: 1-1887 (628 amino acids)
Biological process (GO): signal transduction; regulation of small GTPase mediated signal transduction; regulation of actin filament polymerization
Cellular component (GO): cytoplasm
Molecular function (GO): GTPase activator activity
Source: RefSeq, a predicted model, not a curated record
AUGUGGUCAUCUCCACCUACCACCUCCGCCACCCCCCCAAAUCCUCAGGCGGUGACCUCUGAGCCUCGCCGCGUUUCCAUGGAAACCUACUGGAGAGAAGUGCGGAGCAUUGAGGAGGAGAAGGAGGGACAAGAAGAGGAGGAGGAGGAGGAGGAGAGGAAGAGUAUGGACGAGGUGGAGUUGGAGGAGGCGUGGCUGACGGAGGCGGGGUUAUCCUCCCUGGUGACGGGCUCAGAUGAGGCAUCGCCACCGCCUGCCGAGGCGCUGCUGUCCACGUUGACACGGCAACAAGCUGCCACGGUGAAGAAAAGGUUGGACAACUACAACGAGACGCUGAAGAUGAGAAAUAGGCAGCCAAUCAGAGACGUCCGGGACAUCUUCACUGAGCCCGACGAUGACUCAGCAGAAAGAGGCCCCUCCCCUCCCUCUCACCGCGCUGAGUCACCACCAAGUCGAUACCACACCACCACCAAAACCAUCCGGCGAAACACUCACAGAGUUCGACCAGCUCUUCCCACCUUUCCGUUUGAGGAUCAGCUGCCUGAACACCCGCCGUCCCCGACAAACACCCGCUCUCCAACACACAGCCCUCCCCCGCCCGUCAGUCAGUGGAGGCAAGCCGAUUGGCUGCUGCGGGACUCGCCGUACUCAGAGGGCGUGACUGAGCACAAGAGGGGCGGGACUUGUUGGGACUGCCUGCGUUUUCAUGGAGACGACAGUGGUGACCUGCCGUUCGUACCCGUCUCUCCCUCUCACGGUCUCGCCUCAGCAGACGACCUGUCGUCAUGUGACCUCACCCGCCUCGGCUUCAUCUCUCACAUCGAGCUCUCCACCUUCCUGCUCGCUCUGGGCGUCCAACCCAAACGCACCCGUCCGCCGCGCCGCAGGAGCCGGGACAGCGGUGUGUUUGGUGUUCCCCUGAAUGUGCUGUUGGAGAACGACAGGAAGAAAUUUCCUGGAGUCAAAGUUCCUGUCGUCUUCCAGAAGCUGUUGUGUAUUUUAGAGCAGACCGGCCUGCAGACUGAAGGGAUUCUCAGAGUACCGGGAUCAGCUGCCAGACUGAAGUACCUGCGCAGAGAGAUAGACAGGUGUUGUGGAAGGUUCGACUGGUCUGCGGUGAGACAGGUUGACGCUGCAGGUCUGCUGAAGCUGUUCAUCAGAGAGCUGCCGACACCUCUGCUGACACACACGCACCUGUCCACCUACCGCUGUGUGCUGGGUAUCCCAUCUGUGGUCCAUCAGGUCCAGGCUCUGCAACUGCUGCUGCUGCUGCUUCCUGAAGCCAACAGAGACACGUUCAAAGCACUGCUGGUCUUCCUGCAGAAGGUGGUCUCUCAUCAGGAGCAGAACCGGAUGUCUCUGUGGAACGUCUCCAUGGUCAUGGCGCCCAACCUGUUCACCUGCCAUCACCAUGGCAACAAGUGCUCCAUCGCUAAACAACAGGAGGAGAUGGAGGAGGCGGUAGGCGGGGCUCACCUGGUCCGACUGAUGAUCACACACCAGGAUCUGCUGUGGACCAUCCCCAGCUUCCUGCUGUCUCAGGUGAGACAGAUGAAUCAGGCGUCCAAUCAGAAACAGCUCGGCCUGACCAAGAGACUACUGCUGAGGAGAAAGAACGACAAGAACGAAAGGAAUCAGAUCACGGAGCUGUGUGAAGGUGUGAUCCGGGUUCACGCUCCCCUGCACACCAAGGUCUCCAUGGCGAUACAGCUUGAUGGACAGACAAGAGCUAAAGACGUCAUCGCCCGCUUUGAGUGUGACAACAGUCCUGUCCAGCGUCUGUAUGAAGUCGGAGGAAACAUCGGUGAGCGUCGCCUCCAUCCAGACUGUUUGCUGUUGGACGUUUACAAAGUGAAUCCUCACUGCGAUUGGCUGAUCAAACCAUGACUCACGCCUCUCUAACCAUCCCGUC